Cryptomeria japonica (Japanese cedar) is the source of this 3051-nucleotide messenger RNA. Its product is annotated as glutamate receptor 2.9. Gene Ontology annotation, biological process: G protein-coupled receptor signaling pathway. NCBI's taxonomy places the organism in Eukaryota, Viridiplantae, Streptophyta, Pinopsida, Cupressales, Cupressaceae. Gene Ontology annotation, molecular function: glutamate-gated receptor activity; G protein-coupled receptor activity. The record is from RefSeq and is a predicted model, not a curated record. Gene Ontology annotation, cellular component: plasma membrane. The coding region runs from base 124 to 2952 and encodes 942 amino acids. The transcript has 5 exons.
AUCUCCUUUUAACCGGCUCAUUUUGAUCGCUCCCAAUAAUAAAAGCUGUAAGGUACCUUAUCAUUAAUCAUUCAUUCAUUCAUUGUUUGAUGUGCAGAGGAGAGGACAAACAAAGCAUUGGGGAUGAAAACUCUAUUAAUAUUUCCAGUUAUCUGCGUUUUAGUGGCUUCUAGUGUACAGGUUGCGGUUCAGGAGGAGACUGUGAAUGUAGGGAUAAUACUAGAUUCUACUCCAUGGUCUGGAAAGAUAGCGAGGACUGCUAUAAAAUUAGGGGUGGAUGAUGUUAACAAUCAAUCUCAAUUACUCAACGGAGCUCAAAUGUUUGUUCACCUCCGAGAGGCUCAAACGCCAGUCCAAAGCGCUUCUGCCGCUGUUGAUCUUUUGGCCAACGAAGUAGUGGCAUUAAUACAAACACAAAGAUAUGAGGCUGGGCCGUUUAUAUCAGAUCUUGGAGAGGCUGUUAAUGUACCAAUUUUGUCACUGUCCGACUCAAGUCCCGCUCUCUCCAACCAGAGAUUCCCAUAUUUUGUUCGCAUGGCACACAGCGAUCGCAAUCAGAUGAAAGCCAUAGCAGCCCUGGUUAAACAUUACGGCUGGAGAAGCGUUGCAUUUCUUCACUCAAACGAUGAUUUUGGUUCCGGAGGCAUGUCCUCGUUGCGUGAUGCCCUUCUAGAUCUCGACUCUGAAAUCGUAUACACAUCAAUGAUUCCUUUAACUGCACAGGAACAAACAAUAAGGGAAGAGCUUCGUAAACUCAAGACAAUACAAUCAAGUGUGUUUAUUGUCCACGCUCCUUGUGAUCUGAGCAUGAAUCUAUUCAUGGAGGCGCAAGAGAUGGGAAUGAUGGAGACUGGUUACGUGUGGAUAGCAACCCAAGAGUUUACCAGUCUGUGGGAUUAUGUGCUAAAUGCUUCUACAAUGUCAUCUCUGGAAGGUCUCCUUGGUGUCAAACCACAUAUCCCAAAUUCUAAAAAGCUGAAUGAUUUCACUGACAGGUGGGAACAACAAUUUCGACUUGACAAUCCCAACAUAAAACACACUGAGCUUAAUGCAUAUGGUUUAAUGGCGUAUGAUACGAUCCUCAUGAUAGCUCGAGCAAUUGGAAAGAUUGCAAGAAACUCAAGUUUAAGCUUUAUGACACCCUCAACCCCUCUUGCAGUAGUAGCGAAUGCCAAAAUCAAAGUAUUCCAAGAAGGUAGAAAGCUGUUACGGGAGAUUUUCUCAACAAAUUUUGCUGGUUUAAGCGGACCUGUUAAGUUCUAUGAUGGGGAAAUGCAUGGCUGUAGUUACGAGAUAGUCAAUAUUGUGGGGAAAAGCUAUCAAAUGGUAGGGUAUUGGCCAUACAAUUCCUCUGUGUUGUUCAAAACUCCCUCUUUUGGUAACAAGAGGCUUCGAUCCGUGAUUUGGCCUGGUGGGUUUUCCACAGUUCCUCGCGGUUGGGUAAUACCAACUAGGCUGAAGAUCGCAGUACCUACAAUGUCUGGUUGGGAGCAAUUUGUCAAUGUCUCGUUUAACCCUGAUACUAAUGAGACUACAGUCAAUGGGUUAAGCAUUGAUGUAUUUCAUGCUAUUGUACGAAGGCUUGACUAUCAACUGCUGUAUGAUUUCAUUCCUUUCCCUGAGCACCGCAAUUAUUCGGAAAAUAAUCUUUAUCUUUAUGAUGAACUCGUCCGCCAAGUCCAUCUCAAGGUCCGUUUUCGUGUUUUAGUUUUUUUAACCUCUUUGGCCGCAAGAUUGGACAGUUGCAAAUUUGAAAAAAGUUCUUUGAUUGAACAGAAAUACGACGCAGUUGUAGGUGACAUUACAAUUCAAGGAAGCCGCAACGAAAUAGUGGAUUUCACACAACCCUACACGGAAACAGGCUUAGCGAUGGUGGUUCCCACGACCAUAAGGGACGAAGCCCACAACUCCUGGACAUUCUUACUGCCAUUUACUCCCCGACUAUGGGCUACAACGGCGGCAUUUAUUCUUUAUACAGGUUUAGUGGUGUGGCUGCUCGAGCGUAAAAUAAAUCCAGAGUUCAGAGGAAGUUCCAGUAACCAAGUAGUCACUCUGCUUUGGUUUGCGUUUUCUGCUAUGUUUUAUGCUCACCGAGAGAGUAUCCAUAAUAGUUUGAGUCGACUACUUGUUGCAGCUUGGCUGUUUGUAGCGAUGGUUUUAACGUCCAGCUAUACAGCUAAUCUUACUUCCAGACUGACUACCCAGCAGAUUACCCCACUCAUAAAUAACUUUGGUGACCAUAAAGUUGGCUAUCAUAGUUCAUAUGUUGGUAGUUUCCUAACUAACCAUUUUGGCGUAGCCCAAAAACAACUGGCCCUAACUUCUUCUGAAAAGGCGUAUGAGGAAGCUCUAUCAAACGGUGCAAAGAAUGGAGGCGUGGAUGCCAUUUUAGAUGAGCUCCCAUAUGUUCGUGCUUUCCUGUCUGGACGAUGCGGUUAUUCAAUGGUGGGGCGUACGUACCAUCGUGGAGGCUUUGGUUUUGUUUUCCCGAAAGGUUCUUUGUUAGUGCAAGAUUUUUCUAAAGGGAUUUUAGAUCUUAUAGACAGUGGUGAGAUUCAAGAGAUUGAAGAUAAGUAUUUCAAAGAUCCCAUCAAUAUGUGUUCUGAUUCUGCAGGAUAUUAUACAAGACUUGAUGUCGAGAACUUCCGAGGACUCUACCUCAUCAUAGGAAUAGUAUCAUCUGUAGUUGUUAUCAUAUUUUUUUCUCAAGCCCUGCACAAUUUCGUCAAAGAUCCAAGUUUUUCAAAACAAAAGCAUAGUAUAUGGAAAUGUACCAAAUCUUUUGUAAGAUAUAUAUAUUAUGAGCAAGUUUCACAUCAAACUUAUAAGGUGGAAAUGCCAACUAAGAACGACAAUCUCUCUAAUGCAAAUAACAGCUUGGAUGAUCAAAAAGUGGCAAUUCCAACAUCCUCCUUUGUAAAUGUGGAGACCAUAGAUGAUGACGACAAAUAGAUGAUGUGAGUUAUUUUUCAAACAUACACAUUACGUGAUGGAGGAAACAAACAAAUAUUAUAGUUUUUUGAAUAGUAUCUUAUGCAACUAUUUGGUUAA